GGAUUUGUGGCUGGAAGUGCCAGGAAAUAGGUGGGCAGGCACUGUCCAUUGCCAGGCACAUCUCAGGCCUCUUGACCCCUAGGGCUCCUACGGCCUUCAGCAGAUUUACAGGAAAGGGAUGAGAGGGAAGCUGUGUCGACAUGUCUUCAGAUUUCCUUCCGCAUACGCUCUGUGUGUAGACAGUGUGCUGUCCUGUCCUGUUUGCUCAGUGAUAGUGUCCUUGUGGGCUCAGGGUUGUAGUAUGUUCGCUCCUCGUCCUGCUUCUAUUUGUAGUUUCUCUACUGCUGGGAUUAUCUCAGUGUUUUGCUGUUGUAAGCACAGUUGCUAUGAAUAUACUUGAACUUUGGUUUUCUGUGGGGUAAUCUUAGGAGUUUAUCUUGAGGAGCAGAGGUAAUAGCUAAUUUAUUGCCUUGUUUUGUGCCCAGGCCUGAUCUGUUGUCCUGACUGCCCACCUUGCAUAUUGGGGGAUGGGGGAGGAGAAUUCUGCCACUACUGCUAUGGAAGGAGGCUAUGGCCAUGGGAGGAGGCCAGGGCCAUCUCUGGGAAGAUAGAAGUUGUGAAGAGGAGAUACAGAACACCAAUCCUGAGGACUUGGGAGUUUUCCUUGAGAGAGCAAUGGAAGGGGGUGACUUCAUGGGAGGGCAGAGGCAGUUUGCAUGACCAACUGCCCGACGCUUAUUGUCAUGGUGGGCCUGCCUGCCCGGGGCAAGACCUACAUUUCUAAGAAGCUGACUCGAUACCUGAACUGGAUUGGUGUGCCCACUCGGGAAUUCAACGUUGGCCAGUAUCGCCGGGACAUAGUCAAGACAUACAAAUCUUUUGAGUUUUUCCUCCCAGACAAUGAAGAAGGCCUGAAAAUCAGGAAACAGUGUGCCCUGGCAGCCCUCUGUGACGUUCGGAGGUUUCUCAGUGAAGAAGGAGGACAUGUGGCAGUCUUUGAUGCAACCAAUACCACUCGAGAACGAAGAGCAACCAUCUUUAAUUUUGGGGAACAGAAUGGCUACAAGACCUUUUUUGUUGAAUCCAUCUGUGUGGAUCCUGAGGUCAUAGCUGCCAACAUCGUGCAAGUGAAGCUGGGCAGCCCUGACUAUGUCAACCGGGACAGUGAUGAGGCCACAGAGGAUUUCAUGAGGCGCAUUGAAUGCUAUGAAAACUCGUAUGAGUCACUGGACGAGGAUUUAGACAGGGACCUUUCCUAUAUCAAGAUCAUGGACGUGGGGCAGAGCUAUGUGGUGAACCGUGUAGCUGACCACAUCCAGAGUCGAAUCGUGUACUACCUCAUGAAUAUCCACGUGACCCCCCGCUCCAUCUACCUCUGCCGGCAUGGGGAGAGCGAACUCAACCUCAAGGGCAGGAUCGGUGGGGACCCAGGACUAUCCCCCCGGGGCAGAGAGUUUGCCAAGAGUUUGGCCCAGUUCAUCAGUGACCAGAACAUCAAGGAUCUGAAAGUCUGGACAAGCCAGAUGAAGAGGACGAUCCAGACAGCCGAGGCGCUGGGUGUGCCCUAUGAACAGUGGAAGGUCCUCAACGAGAUUGAUGCGGGUGUCUGUGAGGAAAUGACCUAUGAAGAGAUUCAGGAUCAUUAUCCACUGGAAUUUGCCCUGCGGGACCAGGACAAGUACAGAUACCGGUACCCCAAGGGAGAGUCCUACGAGGACUUGGUCCAGCGGCUGGAGCCUGUUAUCAUGGAACUGGAGAGGCAGGAGAACGUGUUGGUCAUCUGCCACCAGGCGGUGAUGCGCUGCCUUCUGGCCUACUUCCUUGAUAAGGCAGCAGAACAGCUGCCCUACCUCAAGUGUCCCCUACACACGGUUCUGAAGCUGACACCUGUGGCUUACGGUUGUAAAGUGGAGUCCAUAUUCCUGAAUGUGGCAGCUGUGAACACACAUCGGGACAGGCCUCAGAAUGUAGACAUCUCGAGGCCUCCAGAGGAAGCUCUCGUCACAGUCCCUGCUCACCAGUGAUAACAUCUCAUCCACUGACCCUGGGCAGGCACUGAUCCCCGCAGACAAGGUCAUUCCAGGCCUUCUACUGUUUGCGGUACUGGUGUACAGUCACCAUGCAGGAACACUCCUGAAGCCAUGCGUGGCUAGUGCCACCCAGAACCCCAGCCCAGACAACCUGACAGGGUUGGAUGUGGCUGCUGACUUGCUGCUAAGAGUCGCUGGGCCCAACUCGUUGUGCAGGCGGGUGAGGCUGCAGCAACUGCUGUCCCUCUGUUGGAACGCUCAGUGGCUGCUCUCACCAGUCCAGCUGCUUUGUGAAGUGUGCAGCCGUAAAUGUGAAAUAGAAAGUCUCACUGGAAUGUCCCCACUGUGGUCCAGCUGCUUGGGGGUGGAGCAGGUGACCCCCUACCAGGCCUCUGUUGUUCUCUGCGAUCACUUGUAGAGUCUGAGGCCAGGUCUUCAUGGAACUCUUGAGUGUCUACUGCCUUCCUUAUCAGUUACAGAAGAGCCACAGCCAUUGGCCAGGCCCUCGGGUCCAUGUCGCCCACAUCUGUGGGCACUGAUGGGAGCAGCGUACUCGCUUCAGCACUGAAGAAAAGCCAGAGGGCAGCAUUUGUAGUACCCCUUCUCAACUUCUGCCAAGGCAUACACUGGAUUAAGGAGGAGCUGGUAGCCAGGGCUGCUCCUUCUCCACUGCUUCCACAGUGGAACCACAUGAAGACAAGGCAGUUGUAUGAGCUACCUUCCUGAUGCCCACAUUGAAGUGCCCAAGGAGGAGACUGGGUCUUCCCUUCCCUGGCUGCACACUGGCAGCUGGGAAGGAGGCCACCUCUCGCCUAUGUGUUGCUGCCUCUGUCCACACUGGAAUAAACACUGGUGGUAUAGACAUUUAUUUGCCAUAAAUGGUUCAGAAAUAUUUGUGGUCCUGUAAAAUUUGUCUUGGUAUUUGUGGACCUUUACCUAUGAGACUGAGGAAGGGAGAGGACAGAACCCGAGUAGUCCCUGGCCAAGGGAGGAUUCCCUAGCCACAUCACAGGUUCAGUUCAUGUGUACAUGAACCUGGUGAAAAUGGCUUUGUGAAGUCUGGAACCUGUCAUGUCCCUGAGUUCUUUUGGGUUUGGGCAGGAGAUUCUGACUCCAUUUCACAGCUGGCCAGACUGGUGUGCAGGACCAGUUCGUGGAACAGGACAAGAAAUUGUCUACUCUAGUAGUUGGCUACCUGCUGUGUGCCUUGGUGAAGCCAGGCCCCUGGAUCCCAAGAACACUUUGUACCAGAAUCUUUCCAGGCCUGUGCCUGGCAGAGCAGUCUGCCUUUUCCAGCCCCUGCUCCGCACUGCCAUUCCAGGGCCUUUGCAGCCUGCAAAUACCACAUGCUCCUGAGAGGCUACUGUCCUUGUCCCUGGCCAGUGGCCUCUCAUCUUCGUGUGCUCCAUCAGCUGUGGACAAACACAGGUAGAGAGAUGUCUGGGGUGGAGGUGGGGCUGUGGGAGGGUCCUCCUUAUGGACUCAUUUCCCAUUAGAGCUUCAAGCCCCAGCUCUGAGCUACUGCCUUUAGGACAUGGGAACUGCUGGCUUUGCUUUUGUAUCCCUUGGAGUUUGGGUGACUUUUGCCAUCUGGACACACUUGUCAGACAUCGUGGGUUCCUUUGGUCAGUGGCUGCACAUAUACAUCUGGAUGUUACCUGAGGCAAGACCACCGAGGCCUUUUUUCUCUGAACUGAGGGCAGGCAGGAGCUGCUGGACUCAGAUGAAUUAUGAGGACUGGGGAAAAGGCAGCUGGGUGUCAAGGCAUGUGCAGGAGCUGCCCCUCCCUCCACUCUGCCCUGGAGCAGCCUCUGCAUGGGCAGCCUCAUGCCUGGUUGGCUAGCAGGUUUUAGCUGGGCGGUUCGUGUGCCCAAGCUGUUGUUCUGCUGCUUCCCCUGGAAUGGAUGGUAUUGGAUCUCCGCCACACAUUGCACUGUGUGUAGCAUUCAUUGCAAUAAAUAGUUUUUGAAAACUAAUUUAAGGUUGUAUUUUGUAGCUGGUUCUCCAUUUGUGAGUUGUUCUUUCUGCCAGCUCUGUAGAGGCCCCAUGCUGUAAUUUUUUCUGUAGGUCUAUGUUGGGACCCUUGGUUCAUCUCCCACCCUUAGGCAUCUCCCUCAGUGGAGAGGAAUUGUGUCACCUUGGAGUGAACUCUGGGUUGGGCUCAUGGGCAGGGAGGAGGCCUACCUGAAACCUCUGACCCACAGAGAAUGGUGAUACUUUGGGAAAACAUGUAUGAGAACCUGCUGCCAAAGGUGGAGGGUACUAUGAGACAAAAGAAAAAGAUUGACAGCUAUUGGGUUGCACAAAGUUCAGUUUAUUAGGGAAUUAUGAUCAGAUGUGUGUCUUGGGUGGCAGCAGGACAGGAAGAUCCCUGUGCCCCAAGGGAGGAGAAAGGAUGUAUUUACCACGUUUGACAAGGGUGGACUGCAGCCAACCAGAAUGUUCCUGACCUUUCUCAAAAACUGUUAACAUAGACUGAUGAAGUGGCUCAAGUGGUAAGUGCCUGCCUAGCAAGCCUGAAGCCCUGAGUUCAAACUCUAGUACUACAAAAAAAAAAAA
Molecule: messenger RNA, 4529 nt
Organism: Castor canadensis (American beaver)
Lineage: Eukaryota; Metazoa; Chordata; Mammalia; Rodentia; Castoridae
Source: RefSeq, a predicted model, not a curated record